Messenger RNA from Musca domestica (house fly), 2952 nucleotides. Its product is annotated as proton-coupled amino acid transporter-like protein pathetic. NCBI's taxonomy places the organism in Eukaryota, Metazoa, Arthropoda, Insecta, Diptera, Muscidae. Gene Ontology annotation, molecular function: amino acid transmembrane transporter activity. The coding region runs from base 736 to 2178 and encodes 480 amino acids. Gene Ontology annotation, biological process: amino acid transmembrane transport. The record is from RefSeq and is a predicted model, not a curated record. The transcript has 10 exons. Gene Ontology annotation, cellular component: vacuolar membrane.
AACGCAUUUUCUUCACAGUUUAUGACGGUUCCCCUAACGGGUAGUUCCUUUCUACGCUUUACGGCACGGUGCUCGGAAUAUUGAGUUAAUUUUUCGGUUUAAUUUGCACAUGUGUUUCUUGUGAUCCAAUAACCCAACCUUCGUUCUCCUUUUGAUUGCCGAAAGUGAAGAAACAAAAUCGAAUUUAUUUUGGUUAGAAAAUUUUAUUCGCCAGUCAACGAAGAAGUAAAGAAACCGUCUAAAUUUUUUUCUCAAACAAACAAAUUAAAUAUAAAUAGCACAGAGAAGAGAGCGAUUCUAUUCGUGUUGUGUAAAAUAAAAGGCGAGUGUCGUAAGAAUCAAAUUUAGGAAAGAACAAAAACGUUGCAACCCCAUUUAGUGUUCCUCUAAAAAUACUAUCGGCCAUUUUUGGAAAACAGAGACAUUUGCUUUGGGACAUAACAGACUGGCCACGUGCAAAUUGUCAUUGCAUAAAUAUCUACAAUAUUUGUUGAUCAAAUAGGCAAAUUUUCCCAAUAAACAACGGCCCUUAAACCUUGACAAAAAGUAAAAGUUCUACUCUGGGAACUUAUUAAAAUAGCGGAAAAAACAAUACAACGCCACCACCAAUUAAAUCACCAAUCAAUAUUCGAAAAGAAACAUUUAAUAGAAUUGUGUGAAAGCAUUUAUUUCUUUCAACCGGAUAUUUCCAGUUACAAAACCCACUGAAGAAAAACUACAACAACAACAGCAAAAAUGGUGAACAUAACUGAUAGCGGUGGCAAACAUGCACCCCAAGAAAUGGAACAAUUCUUGCCCGGCGAUGGCUUGGCCGGAAAUACAAAAUACAAAAUCCAGCCGCGUAAAGAUGCUGAACAGGCUGCCUUGAAUCAAACAGAUUAUGAUCCAUUUGCUGACAGACAAAAUGAACAUCCCACAACUGACAGUGAAACGUUGACGCAUUUGCUGAAAGCCUCUCUGGGUACUGGCAUUUUAUCCAUGCCCAUUGCUUUUAUGUACUCUGGUAUUAUAAUGGGUAUUUUUGCAACAAUAGUAACCGCCUUCAUCUGUACACAUUGCAGUUAUAUUUUGGUGAAAUGUGGCCACAAACUGUAUUACAAGACACGGCGUUCACAAAUGAGUUUUGCCGAAAUUGCUGAAGUUUCAUUUCAAAAUGGUCCCAAAUGGUGUCGUGGUUUUGCACCGGUAGCAAAAUUCUCUAUUUUGUUUGGCUUGUUCCUAACCUAUUUCGGUACCUGUUCAGUGUACACUGUCAUUGUGGCUAAGAAUUUCGAACAGGUCUUAAAUCACUGGACCGGAACUGAAGUUUCGCUACGCAUGCUCAUCUCUUGUUUACUCAUACCCUUGAUUUUGCUCUCAUGGAUCCCCAAUUUGAAAUAUUUGGCACCCGUUUCCAUGAUUGCCAAUGUUUUUAUGGGUUUGGGUCUGGGCAUUACCUUCUACUAUUUGGUACAGGAUUUACCCUCCAUUGAAACCAGAAAUUAUUUCCAAAUGUCAACACUACCGGCAUUCUUCUCGAUAACCAUUUUCGCCAUGGAAGCCAUUGGUGUGGUUAUGCCAUUGGAAAAUAAUAUGGAAAAUCCACGUCACUUCUUGGGCAUUUGUGGUGUUCUCAGCCAGGGUAUGUCUGGUGUCACCUUGAUUUAUAUGUUUUUGGGUUUCUUGGGCUAUUUGCGAUAUGGUGAAGGUACCGAAGAAAGUAUUACCUUGAAUUUGCCUGUUCAUGAAUGGCCUGCCCAAGCUGUUAAGGUUUUGAUUGCUUUGGCUGUAUUCUGUACAUUCGGUUUACAGUUCUAUGUCUGCCUGGAAAUUGUAUGGGAUAGUAUUAAGGAAAAAUGUACCAAACGUCCAAUAUUGGUCAACUAUGUUUUAAGAACUGUCUUGGUAACCGCUGCUGUAGUUUUGGCUGUGUCAGUACCUACAAUAGCUCCAUUUAUGGGUCUUAUUGGUGCCUUCUGCUUCUCCAUUCUUGGUCUGAUAUUCCCCGUUUUCAUUGAGAUGGUCACACAUUGGGACACUGGAUUUGGUGCAUACAACUGGAUUGUAUGGAAAAAUAUUGUCAUCUUUUUGUGUGGCAUUGCUGCCUUAGUAUUCGGCUCGAAUAGUGCCAUUGCUGAUAUUAUGAAAUUGUAUUCAGAUGAUACGAGUGCAGCCCCAGUUGCUGGUGGAAUAUCAUAAGAAAACCCGAAAACUCCAAAGUUGUAAAAAAGCAAAGAUGUUAUUUACAAAAUGAAUCUAGUAUUUGGUGCAAAAUGCUAUUUUUUAGAAUAUUAUUAUCGAAGAAGUGGAAGAAGAAAACAAAAGACACUUAAUAUUGAGAAGCUUUUUUGUGUUGUUUAUAUAACUGCUCCCUAACUAUUGUUAGUGGAAUAUCUCUGGAGCUUAAAUUACAUAUAUAUAUAAACUUGCACAUAGCAAUAUCAAGACAAAAAAAUAUAACAACAUCUAUUAUUUUUUUUUUUAACAAAAUGUUUUAUGUAUACAAAACAACAACAACAUUGUGCACGCUUUUUGUAAGAUAUCUUUAAGAAGAACCACAUCUACCGCAACUACAUAAUUAAGAAAAUCCUGCAUGAUCUUUUUAAGAAUAUUUUCUCUAAACGAAACAGUGCCUUUAUUUUUAUAUAAAACUCUGUUUCCUUUGUUUUGUAGUAACAACAAAAUUAUAUGAAUAGAAUAUAUAUAUAAAACAAAAUGGAGAAAAAAUUUAGAAAUUUAAUAUUAUAUUUAUUAAUUAUCGUUUUUAUUUUCGCUCUUUUUUUAAUUCUAUUUUAUCUUUGUUAAUUAUGUUCCAAAGAUAAUGUUCUAUUUUGUAUUGCUCUUUGCCUGCUCUUUUUCGUAUUAGACUUUAGUCUAGUGAAAUAGAAUAGAAGUUUAUAUAUUUUAUGUAAUAUUUAAUUGCAGAAGAUUUAUUUUGUUUUAUACAUUUUUUUCUUUAUCUCUAUUUUUUUU